Alnus glutinosa is the source of this 1863-nucleotide messenger RNA. Its product is annotated as sugar carrier protein C. The record is from RefSeq and is a predicted model, not a curated record. The transcript is spliced from 4 exons. Gene Ontology annotation, biological process: monosaccharide transmembrane transport. Gene Ontology annotation, cellular component: membrane. Lineage: Eukaryota; Viridiplantae; Streptophyta; Magnoliopsida; Fagales; Betulaceae. Gene Ontology annotation, molecular function: monosaccharide transmembrane transporter activity. The coding region runs from base 156 to 1715 and encodes 519 amino acids.
GCUCCAUCGUUUUUCAUCCUCCAUUACCGUUGGAAGAGUUAUAGCUAGCUUCCUUUGGUUUCUUCUUCCUCAGGCUCUAGUUGUCUCAUACGUUAGACAUCAGAGUCUCUUUAGUAGUUCUCUCUUUCCAAAGUUGACGUGAAAAACCGGCGAGAAUGCCUGCCGUUGGAGGAAUUCCGGUGGGGCCCGGUAGGGAGUACCCCGGAAACCUCACUCCCUAUGUGACUGUAACAUGUAUUGUUGCGGCCAUGGGGGGUUUAAUUUUCGGCUACGAUAUUGGAAUUUCUGGUGGGGUCACAUCCAUGGACCCGUUCUUGAAAAAGUUCUUCCCGGCGGUGUACCGGAAGAAGCAUGCGGCGCAAUCCAACAACCAGUACUGCCAAUAUGACAGUGAGACCCUGACCAUGUUCACGUCGUCGCUGUAUUUGGCUGCUCUCAUCUCAUCGAUCGGGGCGUCCACUGUGACACGUAAAUUCGGACGAAAGUUGUCCAUGCUGUUCGGAGGUGUGCUCUUCUUCGCCGGUGCUAUCCUCAAUGGCUUUGCCCAAGCGGUAUGGAUGCUCAUCGUCGGCCGAAUUUUGCUCGGUUUGGGUAUUGGGUUUGCCAAUCAGUCUGUGCCACUCUACCUCUCUGAGAUGGCUCCUUACAAAUUCAGAGGUGCUCUAAACAUUGGCUUCCAAUUAUCAAUCACAGUUGGUAUCCUUAUUGCCAAUGUGUUGAACUACUUCUUUGCCAAGAUCAAGGGUGGCUGGGGAUGGCGAUUGAGUUUGGGUGGGGCCAUGGUCCCUGCCCUUAUAAUCACCAUUGGAUCACUAGUCCUUCCUGAUACUCCCAACUCCAUGAUUGAGCGUGGUCAACAUGAUGCUGCCAAAACUCAACUAAAAAGAGUUAGAGGUGUUGAUGAUGUUGAGGAUGAGUUCAGUGACCUUGUUGCCGCUAGUGAAGCAUCACAGCUUGUGGAGCACCCUUGGAGAAACUUGUUACAAAGGAAAUACAGACCCCAUCUCUCCAUGGCCAUCCUAAUUCCUUUCUUUCAGCAAUUCACUGGGAUCAAUGUGAUCAUGUUCUAUGCACCUGUUUUGUUUAACACCAUUGGAUUCGGAGAUGAUGCUUCCCUCAUGUCAGCUGUGAUUACCGGUGUUGUCAAUGUUGCUGCAACCUUGGUUUCAAUCUAUGGUGUUGAUAAGUGGGGAAGGAGGUUCCUUUUCCUUGAGGGUGGAACUCAAAUGCUCGUAUGCCAGAUUGUUGUUGCAGUCGCAAUUGCUGCUAAAUUUGGAGUAAGUGGUGAUCCUGGACACUUGCCCAAGUGGUAUGCAAUUGUUGUGGUGCUUUUCAUUUGCAUCUACGUUGCAGGAUUUGCCUGGUCUUGGGGACCCCUCGGGUGGUUGGUGCCUAGUGAAAUUUUCCCUCUGGAAAUCCGAUCUGCUGCUCAGAGUAUAAACGUGUCCGUGAAUAUGAUCUUCACAUUUAUCGUUGCUCAAGCCUUCUUACAAAUGCUUUGCCACAUGAAGUUCGGGUUGUUCCUCUUCUUCGCCUUCUUUGUGGUGGUGAUGUCCAUUUUUAUCUUCUUCUUCUUGCCUGAGACAAAGAAUAUCCCAAUUGAAGAGAUGAACAAGGUAUGGAAGACCCACUGGUACUGGUCCAGAUUCGUCAAUGAUGAUGAUUACCCUAACGUCGAGAUGUCCAAGGGAUCCCAGGCUACCAAGAACGUCUGAUGGGACCAAGCAAGAUCUGUCUCUGUCCUCUGUAUUUUUGUUUGAUCUUUGUGUAGCAGUACAUACACUAUUGGUUAUAUGGUUUCAAUGUGGAGGCUAUAUAUAUAUGUUGGUUCUAAUAUCCACCACCCCACCUUCCCCCCCCCCC